GGAAAUGGACACUUGGCGAUGUCCUGGGUUCCCGAGAGGAGUCUUGGGCUCACGACUAUGUCAUCUGCAGGGCAGCCCACACACCUCGGUGUCCCCCCCCCACCUCUACCCCCGGGUCUGUGGUGCAUGCAUGUGUGGCCGCUGCAAUAGUUUCAACUCGGGAGACAGAUGAGGAUUAAGUAAGGGACUUAAUCCUUCCGGAAAACCAGGACUGCAUCCUGAGUGCAACGGUGCGACCCCAGGACAACCAAGGCAUCAUCGCUAGAGAAAGGGGCGCUCUGAGUCACGCCCUCCUCCCUUCUUUGCUGGGCGAGCUCAGUCCCGCCCCGGCCAGACCCCGGCGCGCUCGAGGACCGCGAGGAGCCCAGCCCUAGCCCGAGCGACUGAGCGCAGUUAGAGGUCUCCACCUCUCCCUUCUGUCCCCUGGGAGCGCAAUCCGGGAGCCGACGCCGUGAGAGGGUGGGCGCAGGCGGGGGUCCUGCUGCCCCACUGAGCGCCUAAGCCUGCGGAGGGGUGUAUACACCCCAAGGAUCCAGACGUGUAACCCCUGCCAGAUGUGGGGGGAGGCUACCCAGAGACAUGCCCCUCACCCAGCUCCACAGUCCCUACCCCCUGCUGCUGCUGCUGCUGUCAUGCCUGGCAAAGGCACCCUCUGCCCAGGUGAUGGACUUCUUGUUCGAGAAGUGGAAGCUGUACGGUGACCAGUGUCACCACAAUCUGAGCCUGCUGCCCCCGCCUACCGAGCUCGUCUGUAAUAGAACCUUCGACAAGUACUCCUGCUGGCCUGACACCCUGCCAAAUACCACAGCCAACAUCUCCUGCCCCUGGUACCUACCUUGGUACCACAAAGUACAGCACGGCCUGGUGUUCAAGAGAUGCGGGCCUGAUGGGCAGUGGGUGCGAGGACCACGGGGGCAGCCGUCGCGCAAUGCCUCCCAGUGUCAGAUGGAUGAUGAAGAGAUCCAGGUCCAGAAGGAGGUGGCCAAGAUGUAUAGCAGCUACCAGGUGAUGUACACUGUGGGCUACAGUCUGUCCCUGGGGGCCCUGCUCCUUGCCCUGGUCAUCUUGCUGGGCCUCAGGAAGCUGCGCUGCACCCGAAACUAUAUCCACGGGAACCUGUUUGCAUCCUUUGUGCUCAAGGCUGGCUCCGUGCUGGUCAUUGAUUGGCUGCUCAAGACCCGCUACAGCCAGAAGAUUGGAGAUGACCUCAGCGUGAGCGUCUGGCUCAGUGAUGGGGCGGUGGCUGGCUGCCGAGUGGCCACGGUGGUCAUGCAGUACGGCAUCAUAGCCAACUAUUGCUGGUUGCUGGUGGAGGGUGUGUACUUGUACAGCCUGCUGAGCCUCGCCGCCUUCCAGGAGAAGAGCUUCCUCUUCCUUUACCUGUGCAUUGGCUGGGGAGCGCCUCUGCUGUUUGUGGUCCCCUGGGUGGUGGUCAAAUGUCUAUUUGAGAAUGUCCAGUGCUGGACCACCAACGACAACAUGGGCUUCUGGUGGAUCUUGCGGAUCCCUGUCUUCCUGGCCAUCCUGAUCAAUUUUUUCAUCUUUGUCCAUGUCAUUCAUCUCCUUGUGGCCAAGCUGCGUGCCCGUCAGAUGCACUAUGCUGACUAUAAGUUCCGGUUAGCCAGGUCCACGCUGACCCUCAUCCCUCUGCUGGGGGUCCAUGAGGUGGUCUUUGCCUUUGUGACGGAUGAACACGCCCAGGGCACCCUGCGCUCUGCCAAGCUCUUCUUUGACCUCUUCCUCAGUUCCUUCCAGGUGAGUCCCCGCCAUACCCCACCCCUAGGGCCCGGAGUGCUAUCCCUGACCACCCUCUUUCUCCAGGGUCUGCUGGUGGCUGUCCUCUACUGUUUCCUCAACAGGGAGGUGCAGGCAGAGCUGCUGAGGCGUUGGAGGCGAUGGCGAGAAGGCAAAGCCCUUAAGGAGGAACAGAUGGCUAGCAGCCAUGGCAGCCACGUGGCCCCAGCAGGGUCUAGACAUGGUGACCCCUGUGAGAAACUUCAGCUUGUGAGUGCAGGCAGCAGCAACGGGACUGGCCUCUGUGCACCCUCUAUGGAGACCUCCUUGGCCUGCCAGUCUCUCAGGGUUGGCUGACAACCCCACUUGAAUCCCCACUGGAGCCCAGCCAGGCUGGGUUUGGAAAGGGCCUUACAGGACAACCCAGAACCAGAUGCCUGGCCUAGGCUGGACAGAGAAUACGGCUGGACAACAGCUUGCACUGCCCACAUUCCCCCAACCUGUCCUGACCCUGGUAUGGGCUGCACUGAUGGGGUGGGGGUUGAAUAUGAUGGAGAAGUUGUGCUAUGAAGUGUGGGUGUUCCCAUGUGUGUUGACAUGUCCCAUGUGCACAGAUAUAUGUCCUUCAGUAAAGAGCUCAAGUAAUA
Messenger RNA from Mesocricetus auratus (golden hamster), 2381 nucleotides. It is a transcript of the gene Gcgr, whose product is annotated as glucagon receptor. The transcript is spliced from 16 exons. Gene Ontology annotation, biological process: cell surface receptor signaling pathway; adenylate cyclase-activating G protein-coupled receptor signaling pathway. Lineage: Eukaryota; Metazoa; Chordata; Mammalia; Rodentia; Cricetidae. The coding region runs from base 580 to 2091 and encodes 503 amino acids. Gene Ontology annotation, molecular function: peptide hormone binding; glucagon receptor activity. The record is from RefSeq and is a predicted model, not a curated record. Gene Ontology annotation, cellular component: plasma membrane.